This is a messenger RNA of Orycteropus afer afer, 972 nucleotides long. It is a transcript of the gene CALHM2, whose product is annotated as calcium homeostasis modulator family member 2. Lineage: Eukaryota; Metazoa; Chordata; Mammalia; Tubulidentata; Orycteropodidae. Gene Ontology annotation, molecular function: monoatomic cation channel activity. The coding region runs from base 1 to 972 and encodes 323 amino acids. The transcript has 2 exons. The record is from RefSeq and is a predicted model, not a curated record.
AUGGCAGCUCUGAUUGCAGAGAACUUCCGCUUCCUGUCACUGUUCUUCAAGAGCAAGGAUGUGAUGAUUUUUAAUGGGCUGGUAGCACUGGGGACAGUGGGCAGCCAGGAGCUAUUCAGCGUGGUGGCCUUCCAUUGCCCCUGCUCACCAGCCCGCAACUACUUGUAUGGGCUGGCAGCCAUCGGUGUGCCCGCCCUGGCUCUGUUCCUCGUCGGCGUCAUCCUCAACAACCACACUUGGAACCUAGUUGCUGAGUGCCAGCACCGGAGGGCCAAGAACUGCUCAGCUGCCCCCAUCUUCUUGCUCCUGAGCUCCAUCCUAGGCCGCGCUGCCGUGGCCCCCGUUACUUGGUCUGUCAUCUCCCUGCUGCGUGGGGAGGCUUACGUCUGUGCCCUCAGCGAGUUUGUGGACCCCUCCUCACUCACAGCCGAGGAAGAGGGCUUUCCACCAGCCCAUGCUACAGAAAUCCUGGCCAGAUUCCCUUGCGGGGAGAGCCCUGCCAACCUGUCACGUUUCCGAGAAGAGGUCAGCCGCAGGCUCAGGUAUGAGUCCCAGCUCUUUGGGUGGCUGCUCAUCGGCCUGGUGGCCAUCCUGGUGUUCCUGACCAAGUGCUUCAAGCAGUACUGCUCACCACUCAGCUACCGCCAGGAAGCCUACUGGGCGCGAUACCGCGCCAACGAGGACCAGCUGUUCCAGCGCACAGCUGAGAUGCACUCGCGAGUGCUUGCUGCCAACAACGUGCGCCGUUUCUUCGGUUUUGUGGCACUCAACAAGGAUGAUGAGGAGCUGGUUGCUAAGUUCCCAGUGGAAGGCACACAGCCGCGGCCACAGUGGAACGCCAUCACAGGCAUCUACUUAUACCGGGAGAACCAGGGGCUCCCACUCUAUAGCCGCCUGCACAAGUGGGCCCAGGGCCUGGCAGGCAAUGGCACAGCCCCUGACAACAUUGAGAUGGGCCUGCUCACCUCCUAA